Cyclospora cayetanensis is the source of this 3015-nucleotide messenger RNA. RefSeq lists its product as uncharacterized. The coding region runs from base 1 to 3015 and encodes 1004 amino acids. The record is from RefSeq and is a predicted model, not a curated record. The transcript has 9 exons. Lineage: Eukaryota; Apicomplexa; Conoidasida; Eucoccidiorida; Eimeriidae. Gene Ontology annotation, molecular function: nucleic acid binding.
AUGGACACUGAAGAUAAAACUGCUUUUGUCGAUUCGCUUUGUAUUGGGUACUCUCCUGUCCAUUUCUUCCGGGCAGUACAAAGCGGUGACAUCGACGAAACUGGUGGUAUCUUCGUUGUUGGCUUUCCCAGAGCAGCUGCUGAGCUUUUGGCAGAGGCAAAAGAGAUGCCUGGAGUAUCCAGGCGGACCACUGUGGCAUUGGGCGGGUCGGCACUUCAAGGGUAUGGACAUGUAUCAUGCUGUUCGAGUGGCGCAUACAACCUUAGGCAUUGUGACCCCUUCAGUAGCCACUACAAAAGUGGUAGCAGAGGAACUACAGGCAGCAAUCUCAUCUUCACAGGCUACUUCAGGAAUCCAUUUGGUCGCGUUGCAUCCCGGCGCUGCAGCAACUCGAUUAGCUGCAAAGAUGACUUGGCCUUGCAUUUAAGGAAUCCACUUCUGCUUCAUUGUGACCGGACGGUGACUACGGCUUCGGGGAUAGCAAAUCAGAAGCAGUUGGAUCCCAAGGCCUUACGAUGUCCCAUCCGCAUCCAUGCUGCUGUGUCCACACCUGAACUCUGUUGGAGGCUCUGCGAUGAAGGGAGAGGAGAAGAGCUUGCUGCCAACCUAGUAAGCAGCAUUUUGGAUGCUUUGAGAGGCCCUCAGGGGUCCUCUUUACCACGGCAAGGACCUUUUAGUGGAGAAUGGCCACCGGACCCAGCUCCCCAUCAAAAGGGAUGGGAGGAGCUGCGUGCUGAGCUGCACGAAGCUUUAAGGCUUUUGUUUGACGACCAGACCCCUAUGCCUCGCUCUUUAUCAGACAUAAGAAUUGAUUUGUCACUAAAACCUGCAGACAAAGACCCGCAGGGGUUUUUAGAAGAACGAAGUGUCUCGGCGGUCGAGAGGAGGAAGUGCAGGACGCCAGAGCUUGUUUUUGGGGUCCUGAACUCGGGAUUGGCGCCUUCUGCAGCCCCCCGACAGCGUUCUCUUGCACAAGAUGCUUUCCAAUCUGUGGUUAAAGAGCAUUUCGCGCUAAUGCCCCGCAGCGCCGAAGCAGUCAACUUGGACAAACUGCUAGCGGUAGUAGGGCCUCUGCGCUUUUUAGACAUGCUAUGCAUACUACUUCAGCCCAAGCAGCAGCCGGAAUAUCAACACAAACAUCAGGUGCAGCAGCAGCAAGAUGACGAAGGGGCACAGCACCACGAACAAGAGCAUCAGAACUUGAUGCUUCAGCAGCUGCCUACACGACUCAGUCCGAUGUCUCUAAGCACCCUCCUCAGUCGGCUCUGCGAAACUCAGGGUCGUCCUCUCUUUGAGGCUCCCAAAAUCUUUGCUGCCUGCUGGGCUGCAGAGAACCCCGAAAAUGCUGAGAAUCUGACCAUGACUGAGUCUCGCGAGGCCCUGUGCCGGCCUCUGAAGGGCACGUCUAUUUCUUGGCGAAACUUCAUCGACGUGGCCCAGCAGCGACAGAGCGAGGCAUUUCUUUUACAUGUUUUUGGAUGCAUAAGGGGUUCUGCUCUGCAGAGAGCAGCUGCAUCGCUUCUGGAAGACAAAGACCCCCGUACCGGUCUGCCGUUGGAUCCCUGGGCAUUCCUGAUGAGUCGUCGCCUGAGAUUCCAAUCCAGCGAAGGGUCACCCCGUUCGGAGUCCUCCACCUCACGGCCCACCAAUCAGAGGCCCUCGUCAAAAAGUGAAACAACAUCUCUGAAUAUUGAUCCAAGCGCACAGAAACACGAUGCUGUCUGCAUUGCUGCUCCAGGCAGCGGUAACGGUAUUCCUUGCUUGUUGCCGGCAUCUGCAGUUCGUUUUAUCAGGACACCCCAAGAAAUUGGAGAGUACUUCGAGGCUCUUAGGCGGCAGCAGCAGCAGCAAACUAAGAUUUUAGAGACGGAUCAAGACAUCAAAGAGACACUUGUCCGGGGUGGCACACCGAUCCCAGAGCGACCCGUGACGGAUUCUACUGUGUAUUCGCUCGUGCGCCACCGGCGGUUUUCGCUACAAGAUCUCCAGGAGCGCAACCGCUUCGCAUGCGGGCCCUCUACGAGGGCCAGAGUAGAAGCAUCUCUGGGUGCCCCUCCCUGUGGGGCGUCUCCUCCCGCCACAGACACCUCAUCGGGAAGCUUCGCAGCCCGGAACGGGGAAUUUUGGGGUCCCUUGAAGGGCGGCCCCCACGGGGAAUUUUUGUUUCCUCUUGAGAUUGGAGAGCCUGGAAUUGCUGGUUUGCUGCCUCUUGCAGUUGGGCUGCGUGUGAUUGGGGCCCCUCCUCAUACGGCAUCUCUUAUGUGUCUCUCCGUUUCCUCGGGGACGCUUAUCGUUGACCUCCUAAACAGGCAGACAGCAUAUGUUACAGCCGUAGAGCGGCUACUUCAGUGGCUGCUAACAAAUCCCCUUCUGGUGAAGGUCGUAUUUGAUGCGAAGGAAACGCUUGAGAGGCUCGCCGUGGGUCCUGUUCCCUUCCAAGAACCCCUGGGCUCACUUGUCCACUGUAUUGACCUCAGGCAGCCUCGGAUUCACAGAAGGGUAAGGAUCAUGCGCCCUGAAGCGGACGCGAUUCGAAGAGAUGAACAGUUCACAGAAUCCCUGACGUACCGCAACGAGAGGCUCUUUAGGGACCUGCUCAAUAACCAGCAUCAAUCGGAAGAGGAUCUCUAUGAAAUGGAAACAGGAACAGAAGUCUUGACCGUGGGCACUCGUCGGACUCUAAGCCUCUUAAGAAGCGCUCUGCUGGGGGGUAGCAUGGGUGGCCUGUCGGAGCCUUCCAGCACCUAUCGCAGCAGCGCUCUCAACAGAAGGCCCCUCGACCCUCAUGUGCUAUAUGAUGUAGCAGACGAGAGCUUUUCUCUCCUAGUUCUUGAGCGACGACUCAGGCAACUGCAGUUAUAUCCAAAAUCCAUCCUUGGAGGUUCGGGAGUACAUGCUUUAUUAUUCGAAAAGACUGCGCCACCAAACUCGUGGCGUGUGGAUAGAGAACGGUCAGGAGCUCAACUAAGAAGAAACUUACAGAAGGUCCUAGGGGAAUUCACCUCAAUACUCUAA